AUGUCGAAACAAACCACUAAAGUAGGAUGGAUAGGCCUCGGAGCGAUGGGAAGUGGAAUGGCCAGUAGCCUCGUCUCUCAAGGAUAUCAAGUGAAAGCAUACGACGUCUGGAAACCCUCUCUCGAAGCUGUCGUCUCAAAAGGUGCAGAGGGGUAUGACACACCCGCUAAAGCCGCCGAGGGAGUAGACGUCUUGGGGUUGAUGGUGGUUAAUGCUGCUCAGGUUGAGGAUGUAUUGUUCGGUAGUGGGAAAGUAGCGGAUGUCCUCCAACAAGACGCAGUGAUCAUUUGCUUCUCAACUGUUCCGCCUAGUUUCCUAGUGACCAUAGCAGAGAGAUUAGAUGCUUUGGGUAAGAACAUCGGUCUAUGCGACUGUCCCGUGUCUGGUGGUUCCACAAGAGCGUCCACAGGCGAACUAGCAAUUAUGUCAUCCGGUACACCCUCCUCCAUCCAACGUGCUACCCCUGUUCUCAGCGCUUUGACCAAACCUCCUGUCGGGGCUCUAUCGGUCGUAGGAGAUAAAGUAGGAACAGCGAGCGACUACAAAUUGAUCAACCAGGUUUUCUGCGCUGUGCAAAUUGCCUCUCAGGGGGAGGUGAUUUCUUUGGCGAAGAAUUGGGGAUUGAAUGUCAGAUUGGUGUAUAAUGUGGUAAGAGGAGCUUCGGGAGAUAGUUUCAUGUUCGGCCACAGAGUGCCCUGGUCAUUGAACCACGACGGUGUGCCCAAAUCAGCCAUGACGAUCAUAUCGAAAGAUAUCGGUAUAGUAAUGGACGAGUCUCGCCUGCUCAACUUCCCAGCACCAUUAUGUAGCGUUACCGAACAGGUCUUUACGGCCGGCUUGGGAGCGGGGCUGGCAAGGGAAGAUGAUGGCUGUAUAUCGAAAUUAUGGGAAAGGUUCGGUGGUAAACCUAUUGCUGAAGAAGGAACCGUGGAAGAAGAAGAGCUCAAAGCCAAGGAACUUGAAAUCACCUCUUCGACCAACCUGAAAGACAAGAAGGUACUGGUAGUGGGUCUAGGUGCAAUUGGAUUACCUAUCGCUCAGACUUUACAUACCGCCGGGGUCAAGGUAGUGGGUUACGAUGUGAAUAUGAAAAAUCUAGAUAAGUUCACUAAAACUGGUGGAAAUGUUACGAGCGAUGUUCUGAAAGCUUCGGAAGAUGUGGGAGCUGUACUGUUCAUCACUAAUACGGCUAAACAGAUUGAGGGUGUUUUGUUUGGUUCAGAUGGGAAAUCAGGUAUAGCCUCGACAUGGCCUAACAACAGUACCGUCAUCAUCUGUUCUACUAUCUCACCUACUGAGGCGGCCAACCUACAGACUCUCCUCGAUAAGCUUUCCAAGAAUAUACAAAUAGUCGAUGCACCCGUAUCUGGCGGUCCAAAUAGAGCCUCUCAAGGUGAUCUAUCAAUAUUUGCUUCUGGUCCUACUGAAGCUUUAGAAAGAGUUCAUCCUAUCUUAUCGACCCUUUCUUCCUCUGCUUCUUCGUCAGACGGUAACAAGAAGAACCUUCAUUAUAUUCCAGGUGGAUUGGGUAAUGGAUCGAAAGUAAAACUCAUCAAUAACCUCCUAGCGUCGAUCCAUCUAGCUGUAGCUGCUGAAGGAAUGGCAUUUGCCAAAUAUAAAGGUAUGGACACGGAGAAGGUGUUUGAGGUCGUUAGAGGUGGGGCGGCGUAUAGUUAUAUGAUGGUUGAUCGCGUUCCGAGAAUGUUCAACCCUCCUACAUCGCCCCAUUCAGCCACCACGACCCUGGUGAAAGACUUGACCUUGGUCCUCAACGAGGCUAAGAAGGUCAACACACCUCUGUUCCUCGGUCAAGCUGCCAUGCAGCAAUUCUCCAAGGCGGUAUCGAGGGGCUGGGGAGGGGAGGAUGAUAGUUGUUUAGGGAGACUAUGGGAAGAUAUGGGUGUCAGUUUGAAAUUAUAG
Molecule: messenger RNA, 1920 nt
Organism: Kwoniella botswanensis
Lineage: Eukaryota; Fungi; Basidiomycota; Tremellomycetes; Tremellales; Cryptococcaceae
Exons: 7
Coding region: 1-1920 (639 amino acids)
Molecular function (GO): NAD binding; oxidoreductase activity; NADP binding
Source: RefSeq, a predicted model, not a curated record